This is a messenger RNA of Trifolium pratense (red clover), 1685 nucleotides long. Its product is annotated as two-pore potassium channel 1-like. The transcript has 3 exons. Gene Ontology annotation, biological process: stabilization of membrane potential; potassium ion transmembrane transport. Gene Ontology annotation, molecular function: potassium ion leak channel activity. The record is from RefSeq and is a predicted model, not a curated record. Gene Ontology annotation, cellular component: plant-type vacuole membrane. Lineage: Eukaryota; Viridiplantae; Streptophyta; Magnoliopsida; Fabales; Fabaceae. The coding region runs from base 395 to 1453 and encodes 352 amino acids.
UAUUGAUCUUGGACAUGGAUACAAUCGUACAACAUGAAAUACUGGUUUUAAGGUUUAACAUGGUACUCGUAUCGUAUGUAUGUAUGUAUCUUAGUGGCAUUUAUCAUGGUAAUGGAUAUGGAUGAGUAGGGCCACGUGCGUCAUAUAAAAAAGGAUAAAGCAGAAGCCGAGCGUUUUAAGGUUUUUAGAAUGUCCGUCCAUUUUUGGAAGCAUCAGAGACAUUAUUGCCAAUGAUUUCGGAACUUUCUACUUUCUGGUUACUAAUCAUUCAAUUUCUUUACAGAACAACAACAAUUUGAUCUACUCCAACCAACCUUCCUCUCAGCUCCUCAGGGCCUAGUAUCUUAGAGCUUCAACUAUUCAAGUAAGGAAUGAAGCAUUAGUAAAUAAGUUGAUGGGCAGUAAUGAGGCGCAACAGUUAUUGCUUUCAAAUUCAAUGGAACAUUCUCAUCUCAAUGAGAAGAGUGACCUUCUUCAGAGAAGAAGACCGCGGCGUGGCGGCACUUCAGAGACAGAUAUCAAUAUGCCGCAAGAACAGAAUGGUGUCCUCCAAACCCCUUUACUACCUCAAUGUAUAGAUGAAAAACAAGAAGCAGAAUUUAAUUUCAGGCCAGUGUUUUUGUGUUUAGCAGCUUACCUAGGUACAGGUACCUUAUGUUUCUUUCUCGCAAGUUACCAAAUUCAGGGCAUAAAAACAAAUGGAUUUCUUGAUGCCCUUUAUUUCUGUGUUGUGACAAUGACUACUGUUGGAUAUGGAGAUCUUGUUCCUAAUAGCACUAUAGCAAAAUUACUUGCUUGCAUUUAUGUCUUCGCUGGUAUGGCUCUAGGUGGCUUAAUUCUUAGCAAAGCAGCCGAUUACAUUGUUGAAAAAGAAGAAAUAUUUGUUGUUAAAGCCAUGCACAAAGCUGAAAAAUUUGGUCCAGAAGAAAUUUCUAAAGAACUUGGAACUAAUAAAACCAAAUACAAGUUUGUGCUAGCAGCAUCUAUUUUUCUUGUGCUCAUGAUUGUAGGGACUGUUUUUCUGUAUUUUAUUGAAAAACUAGAUUUUGUGGAUGCACUCUAUUGUGUUUGUUCCACAGUCACUACUUUAGGUUAUGGAGAUAAGAGCUUCUCAACUGCUGCUGGUAGGACUUUUGCUGUGUUUUGGAUAUUGAGCAGCACCAUCUGCUUGGCUCAGUCUUUUGCAUAUCUUGCUGAACUUUAUACUGAAGAUAGACAAAGAUCACUUGUAAAAAUGGUUCUUGCGCGAAAAUUGUCACUCCGUGAUCUUGAGGCAGCAGAUCUUGAUGGAGACAAAGCUGUCAGUGCUGCAGAGUUCGUUGUAUACAAGUUGAAAGAAAUGGGAAAGAUCAACCAAGAAGAUAUUACAGCUGUGAUGGAGAUUUUUAGAAAACUAGACUUUGAUCAAUCAGGAACUCUGACUGAAGCUGAUAUCAGAAAUCCUGAAUUCUAAGCCAUCUUAACAUUAUAGCAGCCUUAGGAACCGUUAGAUUUAGAGAGAAAAUUUUGUCAAGCAUUUAAUGUGUCCACAAUUGUAGCAACUCUCAAAUAGGUGCCAAAGUGAGUUCAACAACACAUACAUAUUCAUUUUUCUUUCACGUUUUAGGUCUAUUGUGGAUGGUCUUAAAAUGUAAUAAACAACUAGAUUAACGAAUCUGAAUACAAAUUCGAGCUUUUAUACUUUA